This is a messenger RNA of Paramecium sonneborni, 718 nucleotides long. Lineage: Eukaryota; Ciliophora; Oligohymenophorea; Peniculida; Parameciidae. The record is from the annotation of a GenBank genome assembly.
AUGAUUAAAGAUAAAUAUAUAAAAGUGACUGAUCCUAUAUAAGAUUAAAAAGGUAAGAAAAUAAUUCUGAAUGAUGUUUCAGGAUAUGUAAAACUUGAAUAAAUAACUACUAUAAUGAGAUCAUAGAUGAGGGGAGCUUAUUUUCUUAGUGGAAAAUCAGCAGUAUUUUCUGUAUUAGGACCUUUAUUAAAGUUAUGUAUAAAUAUUAUUCUAUUUUCAUUCUUUUAAAAAGAAAUAUUUUUUUAAAAAAGAAAAAUCAAGAAUAUGUAUAGAGCAUUUUCAUAUUUAAUGAGUAAAGUUUUCUUAAGUGGAAAUGGUAUAAAUUUUAAUUUUGAAAUAGAUUUACUGGAUGUUUAUUUAAAGAUGCCAAACAAUCUUUAUCAUUAUAUCCAAUACUUUCAAUUCCUUCUAAGUAUUUAGUGGAUAAUAUACAACUUUAACUUCUAUCCAUAAAUUUAUGAGUUAGGUUCAAUAUAUAUUAGUAUAAAAUUUAUUAUUAUUUAGCCAUUUAAAUAUUUUUUAGAAUGAUUUGAAAGAAAUUAAUUAAAUGAUGCUAUAUUUGACUUAGAUCCUACAGGAAAAGUUAUAUCUCUGUGGGAUUACUAUGGAAUGGAUGUAAAAUUGUGCUAUAGUAUUAAUAUCUAUUGCAGUUAUGUUUCAAGUUUUUGAUGAAGUCUUUCUAAAACUUUUAGUUAACAAAUUAAAUGUUUGUAAUUGA